AUGGCGAGCCCCCCUCACAGCUUGCCCACGCAGCCCUUCGUGCAGGCGGGCGAGCCGCUGCCCGAGUUCCUCCGGACGUUCUGGCAGCGACAAAUCGACACGGCCGAGGCCGAGACGCCCGACUAUCGCCACCCCGCGCUGCCGCUCGCGCGCAUAAAGAAGGUUAUGAAGAGCGACCCCGACGUGAAGAUGAUCGCUGCUGAUGCACCGGUGUUGUUCUGCAAGGCCUGCGAGAUAUUCAUCGCAGAGAUAACCGCCCGCGCGUUCAUCGUCGCCGACGCCAACAAGCGCCGCACCCUCUCCCGCGCAGACAUCGCCAAGGCGCUCGCCAAGUCCGACCAAUUCGACUUCCUCAUCGACAUCGUCCCCCGCGAUGAGCCCUUCGCCGCCCGCGACGGUGCCCCCGGCCCUGGCGGCAAGCGCGACCCGGAGCGCGAACCGUCUGGCUCCAGCGGCGCCGCGGGCUGA
Molecule: messenger RNA, 468 nt
Organism: Mycena indigotica
Lineage: Eukaryota; Fungi; Basidiomycota; Agaricomycetes; Agaricales; Mycenaceae
Product: Nuclear transcription factor Y subunit C-2
Exons: 4
Coding region: 1-468 (155 amino acids)
Biological process (GO): regulation of DNA-templated transcription
Cellular component (GO): nucleus; CCAAT-binding factor complex
Molecular function (GO): DNA-binding transcription activator activity, RNA polymerase II-specific; protein heterodimerization activity
Source: RefSeq, a predicted model, not a curated record